Scylla paramamosain (green mud crab) is the source of this 3885-nucleotide messenger RNA. RefSeq names its product neutral alpha-glucosidase AB-like (gene GCS2alpha). The transcript is spliced from 17 exons. Gene Ontology annotation, molecular function: alpha-glucosidase activity; carbohydrate binding. Gene Ontology annotation, biological process: N-glycan processing; carbohydrate metabolic process. Lineage: Eukaryota; Metazoa; Arthropoda; Malacostraca; Decapoda; Portunidae. Bases 56 to 2812 code for a protein of 918 amino acids. The record is from RefSeq and is a predicted model, not a curated record.
GGCCAGCUGUCAUAGAGAAGCUUGGACCAAUCAGCGUCGUCCAAACAACAACAACAUGGCCAGGCUGCAGAGAUUACUGUUAAGUGCAGCCCUGGUGGUCCUGGUCUGUGCUGUGGACCGUAACAACUUCAAGACAUGUGAUCAGAGUAGUUUCUGCCGGCGUCACCGAGCCGUGCGUCCCGGCGAGAGUCCAUAUGUGGUGCUCGGCUCAACUUUGAGCAUCACUGAUGAGGGUGUGUUUGGCGACCUGCUGAAUGAGAAGACAAGGGUAUUCUUUACAUUGGAGUUGUACCCACUCAAGGAUGCCACACUGCGCAUCAAGAUCAACGAGAAAAAUCCCAUCAAGCAGCGGUUUGAGGAGCCGUAUGCCCUCGUGGGAGGCAGCCAGACUGAACAAUUUGAGGUAGUGGACCGUUCAGAGGAAGGCUUCACCCUUAAGUUUGGGUCCAGCCAUGCUGUAGUGAAGGCCAAGCCACUCAAGAUAGAUGUAUACAGUGGGGACACCCUUGUUGUCAGUGCCAAUGCCCGCGGCCUCCUCAAGUUUGAGCACUACCGCAACAAGCCGGAGGGUGAGCCACAGGCUCCUGAAGGAGAGGAGGAGGCAAAUGCUGUUCUUGAGGAUGAGGAGGACACAAAUGGUUUAUGGGAAGAAACCUUCAAGGGUCACACAGACUCCAAGCCUCAUGGACCUGCCUCUGUGGGCAUGGACAUAUCCUUCGUAAACUCAAAACACGUGUAUGGGAUCCCAGAGCACGCUGACAGCCUCUCUCUGAAGGAGACCACAUCAACUGAACCCUACCGUCUGUACAACCUGGAUGUGUUUGAGUAUGAGGUGGACAAUCCCAUGGCACUGUAUGGUUCAGUGCCAGUUAUGGUCUCCCACACUCCUAAGCACACAUCUGCCAUCUUCUGGCACAAUGCAGCAGAGACCUGGGUGGACAUCAAGAAACUUCCUGACCGCAACGUUGUGUCAUCCAUCACUGGCUUCUUCUCAGGAGGUGACUCUGACCCACCUCAGAUGUCCACCCACUGGUCCUCUGAGUCAGGCAUCAUUGACCUGUUUGUGAUGCUUGGCCCUCGACCGUUGGAUGUUUUCCGCCAGUAUGGAUUGCUGACAGGAAACACCAAUCUGCCUCCGUUGUUCAGCUUGGGGUACCAUCAGUGCCGCUGGAACUACAAUGAUGAGGAAGAUGUGAGGCAGGUGAAUGAGAACUUUGACCAGCAUGACCUUCCCAUGGAUGUCCUGUGGCUGGACAUUGAGCACACAGAUGGCAAGAGAUACUUCACUUGGGAUACACACAAGUUCUCCAACCCACUGGAGAUGACUGCCAACCUCACUGCUCGGGGACGCAAGCUGGUCACCAUUAUUGACCCACACAUCAAGCGUGACAGCAACUACUUCUUCUAUAAGGAGAACCAUGACCGUGACCUCUUUGUCCACACCAAGGAUGGGUCUGAGUUUGACGGUUGGUGCUGGCCUGGCUCUUCAUCCUACCUGGACCUGACCAAUCCUGAGGCACGCAACCACUACAGUGACACCUACAUGCUGGACCGCUACAAGGGCUCGACCCUGGACACCUUCACCUGGAAUGAUAUGAAUGAGCCCUCAGUGUUCAAUGGACCAGAGAUCACUAUGCAGAAGGACAAUGUUCACCCUGGCCUUGGAGUGGAGCACCGAGAGAUACACAACGUAUAUGGCAUGCUCUUUCAUCAGUCCACCUAUGAGGGUCAGCUGCGGAGGUCAGAGGGUCGCCUGCGCCCAUUCAUCUUGACCCGUGCCUUCUAUGCUGGGUCACAGCGUUCUGCUGCUGUGUGGACAGGUGACAAUACAGCUGACUGGAAUCACUUGCGCAUAUCUGAGCCCAUGCUGCUGGCACACUCUGUCACUGGUAUCACCCACAUUGGUGCAGAUGUUGGUGGGUUCUUUGGCAACCCUGAUGCCUACCUUCUGACCAGAUGGUACCAGGCAGCAGCAUUCCAGCCAUUUAUGAGAGCCCAUGCCCACCUGGACACCAAGAGACGUGAGCCCUGGCUGUUUGAUGCAGAGACUCUCAGUAUUAUCAGGAAUACCUUGAGGCAUCGCUACCAGUACCUGCCUCUGUGGUACACCUUGUUCUAUGAGAAUGAGUUGACAGGUGCUCCCCCCAUGAGGCCUCUAUGGGUGGAGUUCCCAGAAGAUGAGACUUCCUUUGACGUUGAUUAUGAGCACCUGGUUGGCUCGGCCCUGCUGGUGCGGCCAGUGGUGACAGAGGGCUCCAACACUGCCUCUGUCUAUUUCCCGCCUGGUGUGUGGUAUGAUGUCAUAGACCUCACCAAGUACACUGGGCCAAGCUCCACCACAGUGUCUGCCCCUAGAGACAAGAUUCCUGUGUACCAGCGAGGUGGCAGCAUCAUCCCACGCAAAGACAGAGUGCGACGUGCCUCCUCACUGAUGCGGGAGGACCCCUACACCCUGGUGGUGGCCCUGGAUGCACAGGACAAGGCUCAGGGCACGCUGUACAUUGAUGAUGAACAUACCUUUGAUUACCGCCAGGGCAAAUUCCUCUACAUGGGACUGUCAUAUGAGAAGGGAGUGUUGACAUCACAUCGACUGGACCCCAGUGGUAUCUACGAGACAGGGUCGUGGCUGGAGAGGGUCAUCAUUAUUGGGCUUGACAAGCGGCCAGCCAAGGUCACCUUAAACAGUGCCUCACAAGGCACCCAGGUGCUGGAGAGCUCCUAUGAGAAUGGCAGCAGUGUACAUGCAGGCCGUCUCACUAUACGCAAGCCAGGCAUCAGCAUUAAAGAAGACUUUACUAUCACCAUUCAAUGAGUGUUGUUUAGUCCACUUAGCAAGUACAUAUUACAUCUAGGGAGGGUUUAGAAUACUGUAGGAAGAUAAUAUUUUUUCUCUCCCUUUAUUUUAUUUUUUUUUUAUUUAUUUUUUUUUGUGAAUUUGUUUCUCAAAAGAAAAUUGUGUUGUAAGUGAUACUAAAAUUAGUUUUCUUAUUUAUUAUUAAGUGCAAUUUCUUUCUUUAAAUGAUAUCAGUGUUGAAAGGAUUACAUUUCAGAUCAUGAGAUAUGUUGUGGUUCCUACAUAUGGGGCAUGUUGUUGUAUCUAGGCAUUUUUUACACACACACACACACAAAAAAAAAAAAAAAAAAAAAAAAUCAGACAUUUUGUGGUAUCUAUUUAUUAGAUUUUAGGCAGUUUGUUUGAAAAGACAAACUGUAACAAGGGGAUAUGUAUAGAAUAUGUGUAUGUAUGUAUUUGUAGAUGUGAUGAAUUCAUACACAUACAGUACCAAAACAAGCACAUAAUGUGUAUUCUCAUGUUUGAUCACUUGACAGCAUGGCUGAGUGAAUGUUAAUGAUUUUUUAAGUACCAUGUAAUUCAAUACAUCAAAAUGGCAUGAGAUACUUCAAGGGAGGCUGCACAGAGCUGCUGCUGCUGCUGCUGCUGCCGCUGUAGAGAUGAGGAGGUAAAGAAACAACCACAUAGUAUUUAUUAAAGCAGAGGUGAACCAUGGUGAGGUGGGAGUUGUUGUCAGGACCCCAAGGUGUCCUUUGUGAUGACUUGGGUCUAGAAGACUAGAAUUUGUUAUAUUCAUGAAAGUUUGGAUAUAGACUUAAUAAGUUUACCAAAAUAAGUAUGGACUACCUUAAUUUUUUUAGGGGUGGAAGAGUUAUUUUGUAAUUGCAUCCUUGUUGAAGACGAAAGUAUAGUCCUAAAAGCAUUUGGAACAAUAUGGUGCAACACUUAAAAAAUGUUUGCGCUCUUGAUGUGAAUAUGAACUCAGGUUUCGUAGUUUGGCAAAUGAAUUGCAAGUGUCUGUCACAAGUCACAUUCCAGAAAUGUAUGUGAGAAUGCACAAUGCUUAGAAAAAUUAAAAAGUUUUAUAUUCA